Molecule: messenger RNA, 372 nt
Organism: Candidozyma haemuli
Lineage: Eukaryota; Fungi; Ascomycota; Pichiomycetes; Serinales; Metschnikowiaceae
Gene: MDJ2
Product: Mdj2p
Exons: 2
Coding region: 1-372 (123 amino acids)
Biological process (GO): protein import into mitochondrial matrix
Cellular component (GO): PAM complex, Tim23 associated import motor
Molecular function (GO): ATPase activator activity
Source: RefSeq, a predicted model, not a curated record
AUGGUUGUUCCUAUCAUCGUCGGGAUAGGCGUCACGAUAGCUGCUCUUACUACUAGAGCGGCUAUUGCUACUGCUCAGCGAUACAGCCGUCUAUCGCCGCAAAUGAUAGCCACGCUAAACAACAUCAGACUAGAACGUUCAAACGAUACUUCGCUACAUGACUCGGGAGCAAAGGCAGAGCAUAUACGGUACCUCAAGGGGCGGUUCAAUAAUACGGGAUUUCAGGAUAGAAUGACGGAGAAUGAGGCGCUUUUGGUCUUGGGGAUCGAGGCAAACGAGAUCUCGAAAUUAGACAGGAACCUCUUGAGGCAACGCUAUAGAAAGCUUAUGGUGAUGAACCAUCCAGAUAAGAAUGGGUCUCAAUGUUCUUGA